AUGGUGUGCUUUGAGAAGAAACAAAAGGAGGACGAGCGGCAGCUGCGGGUGGCGAGGACCGACGUUCCCAAUGAUGUUGCGACGACAACUGCGCCGCACUCGGGCGGUAAUGCCGCAACUGUCGACACGCUGGGACUACAAGCAGGGCAAAGUACGCUGAGACGGUCGUAUCAGGUGGAAAUAAAUGUACCAGCUCGACGAGAGAUGGCAAUUUGUCAUGCACUCGUCGCAGACGAUCGUCUUGAGACGGCACGAAAUGGAAUUUGUCAUGGCAAAUAGGCAUAUAUACCUGCAUAACAAAUUGACAUUGCAGGUGGUCAUAAUAAUUUCACCGAGCAUAAACAGCCGGAAGCCCCCACGACCAGCUCCAGUUCUAGUUCGUCCAGCAGCCGACCCCCCGCAUCUGGUCAAGGCCAGCUGGCUGAAACAAGUCUCGUCCCGGCGGCGAUGACAGCUACGUC
Amoebophrya sp. A120 is the source of this 461-nucleotide messenger RNA. NCBI's taxonomy places the organism in Eukaryota, Dinophyceae, Syndiniales, Amoebophryaceae. The record is from the annotation of a GenBank genome assembly.